AUGGCUGCCGCCGAACAACCUCAGGUCGAGAACCGUCCCCCGCCUUCACGGAUGAGAGUUGCCCUGGUGGUGCUCUUCCAUUCAUCAUGUGCUAUCUGGAGCACUAUUCUAUCCAAGUCGGCCCUCAAUGGUGUUGAGGCCCCCGUCACAUUGCUUGCUCUCCAGACAACGAUACAAGUAGUACUGCUCACAAUUAUUGGAGUUGCUACAGGAUGGGUCAAGCUGAACAGACCACUCAAUGCUUGGAUUGCUCUUCUACCCCUCACGGUCGCGCGUCUCAUUGGAAUCUUGGCCAAGACAUACUGCCUCGCCUCGGUCAACGCCUCCGUCUACCAGAUCGCCCGUGGUCUUCUACUACCAUUUACUCUCUUCCUGUCUCUGCUGGUUCUUCGACCUCGUCCUUACUACCCUCCUAUCUCCCUCGUCGGCUGCGCCAUGGUCAUGGCUGGUUUCGGAACUGGAAUGAUGGCCGACUACAGCCAGAUGCUUACUUCCGGCAAGGGUGUUCUCCUCGGUGUCGGAUCUAGUUUCACCACCGCCGUCGAGUCCGUUGUCGUCAAGCGAUUCCUGGGUAAGAGCCAGGAGGGUAUGUGGCAGAUGGUCUGGAUGUCCAACUGUAUGGCCGUCCUUUUCUAUAUUCCUCUCUUCCCUCUUUCUGGGGAGAUGAACACUAUGAGCAGCCUUUUCACCGUCGAGUCCAUGGAUGUCGCCCGCCAGUUCCUCAGCUCCGCCUGUUUGACCGGUGUCUCGGCCUUCCUCCUUACUAUCGCCACUUUUAUGCAAAUCGAGGUCACUAGCCCGACCACACACAUGAUCGUCACUGCCGCUCGAGGUGUUGCCCAGAGCUCUCUCGCCGUUGUUUUGCUCGGUGAGGUUUUGACUGCCGAUCGCGCCGGCAGCAUGGCUCUUAUUCUUGCCGGAAGUGCCCUCUACGGCUGGGCCCGAGACCGAUACCAGCAGGCCAAGAAGGCCGCUGGCAGCUACCAGCUUUUGCCUCGCGAAGAGGAGGGCCGAGCUGAAAUGGUGGACAGCAAGGAAGCCAAAGAUCUCAAGCGAUAA
Molecule: messenger RNA, 1059 nt
Organism: Fusarium subglutinans
Lineage: Eukaryota; Fungi; Ascomycota; Sordariomycetes; Hypocreales; Nectriaceae
Product: GDP-fucose transporter
Exons: 2
Coding region: 1-1059 (352 amino acids)
Biological process (GO): protein O-linked glycosylation via fucose; GDP-fucose import into Golgi lumen
Cellular component (GO): Golgi apparatus
Molecular function (GO): antiporter activity
Source: RefSeq, a predicted model, not a curated record